Molecule: messenger RNA, 966 nt
Organism: Aplosporella prunicola CBS 121167
Lineage: Eukaryota; Fungi; Ascomycota; Dothideomycetes; Botryosphaeriales; Aplosporellaceae
Exons: 1
Coding region: 1-966 (321 amino acids)
Source: RefSeq, a predicted model, not a curated record
AUGCGCGCCGCCGCUCUCGCCCUCGCGACCGCGGCCCUCAGCGCCUCUCUGGCCAUGGCCCAGCACCAGCAACAGCAGCACCAGCAGCACCAGCAGCAGCAGCAGCAGCCCAACUACCCGACACUGGACACGCCGCACCGGACGCCGUCGCCGGCGCAGGCACAAGCGGCAGCCCCCCCAUCACGCAACGCGCCGCCGCCGGCGCCCGCCGCCGUCGUCGACGCCCCUGCCAGCUUCUACGAUCCCGUUGCCGACAACGAAGACAACGACGACGACUACGCCUACCCGCCGCACCUGCUCCGGCGCAACGGCGAGCCCGGCCCCCCCGCCGACUCGUUCGCGCUGCGCCCCCCUGUCGCGCCCGAGGUCUUCGAGGUCGAGGACAUCGACGAGGUGUACACGGUGCGUCCGCCGAAGGCACAAGUGCUGGCGCCGGGGCUGCGGCGGCGCGGCGCGGCCGCCCCCCCCGCCGACUCGUUUGCGCUGCACCCGCCCGUCGCGCCCGAGGUCUUCGAGGUCGAGGACGUCGACGAGGUGUACCGGGUGCAGCCGCCGAAGCCGCUGCGGCGCCGCGCCGAGUACAUUGACGACGACGCCGACGCCGACACCGUCUGGGGCCCGCCGCCUGGCGCGUACGACGCCGAGGUUGAGGCGCCGGUGCGCCGUCGUCGCAGCAAUGGCCAGCUGGAUGAGCAGCGCCUGCCUGACCCGCCGUUCAGGUUCGACCCUUCGGCUGAGCAGCCCCCUGAGCGUCGCCAGAUCAGCAAGCGCGCCAAUAAUAAUGGCAAGGACGUUGGGAAGGGCGGCAAGGUGCUCUAUAUGUGCCAGCAUAGCGAGUGGAAGGGCAUGUGCUGGCGCUACCAUACCGAUCCUGCUGUCUGCUACAAUCUGAGCCCGCUGUACGACAACCGCAUCUCCAGCAUUGGGCCCAUUGAGAGAGGCACCACGUGCUGGCUCUUCAAGUGA